This is a messenger RNA of Arabidopsis thaliana (thale cress), 1047 nucleotides long. Its product is annotated as RING/U-box protein with C6HC-type zinc finger. The transcript has 3 exons. Gene Ontology annotation, biological process: protein ubiquitination. The record is from RefSeq and is marked reviewed. NCBI's taxonomy places the organism in Eukaryota, Viridiplantae, Streptophyta, Magnoliopsida, Brassicales, Brassicaceae. Gene Ontology annotation, molecular function: ubiquitin-protein transferase activity; zinc ion binding; ubiquitin protein ligase activity. Bases 1 to 1047 code for a protein of 348 amino acids.
AUGAAAGGACCAAUUCAUCAUGACUCCAACAUUACACCUUUGGAGGCUGAGCUUACCGCAUUGAAGCGAGGACUAACCGAAGCUGUCAUGGGAAGAUGCGUACCAGAGGAGAAUAAAACUGCCUUGCUAAUGAUUGAUGUGCAACGUAUAAGAGAAGGAUUCAAGUCAAGCUUUCCGAUUUUCGUGGAGGGAAAAAGAAUUAGUUAUGCUUAUAAACUAGCAAGGGAAACAAUAGUUUCUGAAAUCAGCAUAUCUGUGAAUCCUCCUCGCCAACCUAAGGCUACUCGCAAAACAACUUGCAAAAUCUGUUUAGAUGAUGAUAUUAAUGAGAAUCAGAUGUUUUGUGUUGGUAAGUGUCGUCAUCGAUUUUGUUCCGACUGUAUGAGACGACAUAUAGAGGUGAGGCUACUCGAGGGAAGUGUAAUGAGAUGUCCUCAUUACCGCUGCAAGACUACGCUAAAAUUUGGAGGCUGUAUAAAUCUUUUGACACCUAAAAUAAGAGAGAUGUGGCAACAAAGGAUUAAAGAAGACUUAAUCCCUGUAACAGGGAGAAUUUACUGCCCAAACUCGCGAUGCUCGGCUUUAAUGUCAGAAACCGAGCUCUCUAUAUCAACUAAAGAAGAUGAAGUUAGGAGAUGUUGCUUCAAAUGCGGUCAAAUCUUUUGCAUCAAGUGUAAAGUUUCAUGGCAUAGUAACUUGUCGUGCAACGAUUACAAGAAGUUGAAUCCAUACCCUACAGAAAAUGAUGGAAAGAUUAAAGCUCUGGCAAAUCAGAAAAGGUGGCGUCAAUGCGGAAAGUGUCAACACAUGAUUGAACUUUCUAAAGGAUGCGUACAAGUAAAGUGCAGAUGUGGACAUAAAUUUUGCUACCGAUGUGGAGUCCAGGCUGGAGGUUGCAAACAUGGUCAUGGUCUUCCUCCAAGGCCUCCACCGCCGCCACCGUCGCCCCCACCCACGCCAGUAAAUAUUUGUUGUAUAUUCUUUAUAUCAUCAAUUUUGUUCGGUUUAUUUGUGUACAUCUUUUUAUUAAUUAAUCGUAAACAUUAA